Messenger RNA from Nezara viridula (southern green stink bug), 1152 nucleotides. The record is from the annotation of a GenBank genome assembly. Lineage: Eukaryota; Metazoa; Arthropoda; Insecta; Hemiptera; Pentatomidae.
AUGAGCAGGGCCGGGUGGACCUGGCUCGAAGACAGAGCAUAUCGGGAUUUAUUCAAAGAAGGUAGAAAGCGAGCACCGUGUAUCAUAUAUAUUGAUGAAAUAGAUGCAAUGGGUAAGAAACGCAGCGGUGGCGUUGGUCCCAUGGAUAGUUCCACUGGUGAAGGAGAACAGACUUUGAAUCAGCUGUUGGUUGAAAUGGAUGGUAUGGCAUCAAAAGAAGGGGUACUCAUGCUUGCAUCUACUAAUCGAGCUGAUGUACUCGACAAAGGAAUUAGAUUGGAUCAUGAACCAAAGGUGUAUUCCAGAAGAUUGGCACAGCUCACACCAGGAUUCAGUGGUGCUGAUAUUGCGAAUGUUGUAAAUGAAGCAGCGCUUCAUGCGGCUAGAGACCUCAAAGCUACUGUUACACGGGCUGAUCUUGAAUAUGCAGUCGAGAGAGUCGUAGGUGGGACUGAAAAAAGAUCGACUGUUAUGCCCUUGGAAGAAAAAAAAGUUGUAGCUAUGCAUGAAUCUGGCCGAGCAUUGAUGAGUUGGUUAACACCAAGCGCCAGUGUACUUCUUAAAGUAACCAUAGUGCCUAGAACAAAUCUUUCUCUUGGAUUUUCCCAAUAUAGUCAUCAAGAACAAAAACUGUACUCAAAAGAGGAGUUAUUUGCAAAAAUGUGUAUGGCUCUUGGAGGUCGUGUUGCUGAAAUAAUUACUUUUAACCGAUCUUCUACUGGAGCUGAGAAGGAUUUAAAAAAAGUUACUGAUUUGGCUUAUGCAAUGGUACGCAGAUUCGGUAUGAGUGAGAAAAUUGGUCUGUUAUCAUACGUACCUCCAGGUGGAGAGUCCGAGGGAAAACGGCCAUACAGUAAACAGUUGGCAGGAAGGAUUGACCUUGAAGCUAGAACUCUUGUAUCCCGAGCAUUCAGAUUUACUGAAGAAAUUCUUUUGAAAAACAGGGAUAAACUGAAUACGCUAUCUAUGAAGAAGCUACCUCAGAAAGGGAAAGAGACCAAGGUAGACCUAGGAAGGGUUGAAAGAGGCCUUCCACAGAUCGGGUGUGGAGUGAAACAGGAGGAAAUAGCUGCUACACGACAAGGAUUUAUGGAUCAAGCUCUAUUAAAAGGUGCCUCACACUGUGCUGCUAUAGGAGAGGAAAGAUCUUGA